AUGGCCCGGGCGAGCCGGACAGCAUGCGAAGCGGCUCCCGGCCGUGCCGGCUCCCUGCCCAGCAGCAUGGGCCGCUCCUGGCUGCCCGCCCUGCUGCUGCCGGCGCUGCUGGGCGCCCGCCUGGCCCCGGGGCAGCCCCUGCAGUGCGCGCCCUGCAGCGCGGACAGGACCGCGCUCUGCCCGCCCGUCGAGCCCGAGUGCCCCGAGGCGGCCCGGCAGCCCGGCUGCGGCUGCUGCCAGACCUGCGCCCUGGGGCCGGCACAGCCCUGCGGGGUCUACACGGCCCGCUGCCGCCUGGGGCUCCGCUGCCGCGUCCCCGCCGGGGAGCCCCGGCCCCUCUCCGCCCUCAUCCGGGGCCACGGGACGUGCCUGCCCGCCAGCGAGGCCGGAGGGACGCGCACGGCACAGCCGGCAGACUCUGUUGAACCUGACGAUAUGCCUUCGGAAAGCACUGAAAUAACACAGGAUCAGCUGCUGAACUAUCAGUUAAUGUUUCCCAUGGGCCAGGAUAAGUCCAUUCCCUGGAAUGCCAUCACUGCAUAUGAAAACAUGAAAGCAAAGAGAAUAUCUGAACUCAAGACAUGGAAAGAGCAGGGCCCUUGUCAGAAGGAGCUCUACAGGGCCUUGUAUAAACUGGCGAAGGCUCAGCAGAGAAGUGGAGGGGAGAUUUACAAAUUCUAUUUGCCCAACUGCAACAAGAAUGGAUUUUACCACAGCAAACAGUGUGAAACUUUACUGGAUGGAGAGUCUGCUGAAUGCUGGUGUGUCUAUCCAAAAAGUGGCAGAAGAAUUCCUGGAUCUCCAGAAAUUAAAGGAGACCCAGAAUGCCAACAGUAUCUGAACUCACAAGAAUAAAACUAAACACCAAGGUUUUUCACACCAAGUCUUCUGGGGGCCUGUUCUAGUCAGGAGCCAUCCCAGAAGGAAGCUAUUUCACUAAUAUAGUUCUGUGCACCUGAUUUUCAAUGUAUGAGUAAUGCCAUAAAGUAACAUUUUUACUGCACUGAGAUUGCCUAGAUGCUCAGGUGACAAAUAUGAGCAACUGCAAGAUCAAAUUCUAUAAUCUUGUAUAUUUUGUUCUUAUAAUAUUAUAGAUACCCUCAUAUGUAAAGCUGUUGAAUUAUUUAUUUCACAGUAUAUGUAUUUUUGUCUCUAUGUGUUGUUACUAAUUUAUAUUCUCAAACACUUCAUAGCUUGAUAUGUAAAUACUUAAUAUUAUUGCUCUUAAAUGUAUACAACAUAUGUUGAAGGAAUGUUGCUACUUAAGACUUUAAAUGGCAUACUAUUGGGAAAACUGCUUGUAAACUUGCAUUUUUUGUACUAUAUAUUUAUAGUGUCAAACUGAAUUU
Empidonax traillii (willow flycatcher) is the source of this 1349-nucleotide messenger RNA. It is a transcript of the gene IGFBP1, whose product is annotated as insulin like growth factor binding protein 1. Gene Ontology annotation, cellular component: extracellular region. The transcript has 4 exons. Lineage: Eukaryota; Metazoa; Chordata; Aves; Passeriformes; Tyrannidae. Gene Ontology annotation, molecular function: insulin-like growth factor II binding; insulin-like growth factor I binding. Bases 1 to 855 code for a protein of 284 amino acids. The record is from RefSeq and is a predicted model, not a curated record. Gene Ontology annotation, biological process: regulation of insulin-like growth factor receptor signaling pathway.